CCAGAGACUUCCGGCAUGGCAGUUCAUCUCCUUGAGCACGUUGUUGCUGUUGAGAUUGUCACUUGUGAGUCUGAUUAUUGCUCAUUGGAAGAAAUCUUAGAGGCUGGUAUUAAAGCAACUUCAGAAUCACUUAAAGGUGUGAAACGAAAAAAGAUUGUAGCUGAGAACCACCUGAAAAAAAUACCAAAAUCCCCCCUGAGGAGUCCCCUUCAGGCAAAACAUAAACAAAAUACAGACGAGCCUGCUUUUGCUGUUCUUCAGAGCGCGCCGGAGUCUCACAAGAAGCAGAAUCCUAGCCCCGUGAAAAAUGGGAAGCAGUUUGCCAAACACAAUGGAGAAACACCUGGGGUAGUCGCUGAGGCCUCCAAAUCUGAAGAUUCUGUGUCCCCAAAGAAGCCCGUGUUUCUGCAGCACCCAUCUGAACUGCGCCGAUGGGGAUCGGCAGGCUCUGACCCCAGCAGGUCGGGCUUCCCGGAUGCAAAAUGUGACUCUCGAUCUUUGUCGAGUAAAACCAGGACUGACCGCAGUGAAUGUAUCUCCUCCACUCGUAGUCCCGCUUCCUCUUACACAAACACCGCAUUUGAUGUCUUACUGAAGGCAAUGGAGCCAGAGCUGAGCACCUUGUCGCAAAAGGGCUCAUCUUGUGCAGUUAAGGUAGAAAAACUGAGACCAAAUAAAACUGUACAGCCCCCUUCUCAGUUAAACAGCAGCUCACCGGACGCCCCAACUCAGACUUCCCAAGAAUCUGUUUCUGAAUCGCAGCCUUCUCCUUGUCCCUCGUACACAGUGCACGUGUCUGCAACUCAGAAGAGUGAGCCAGCCACAGUUCAGUCAGUGUCUCACCCGUGUAACCAACACGAACACUUCGUUUCUCAGCCUCACCAACAAAAUCAGCCGCUUCCAGCACGUUCAGGUUUCCCAAGGUCCCUGGUGAAUCUGCAAAAUCAAGAGAAUGCCAAACUUGAACAGGUUUAUCAUAUGGCAGCGACGUCAUCUGUGGGUCUGACUCCGCCUUCCAGUAGAACUCAGGUUACUCCGCAAAACCAGCAAAUGGAUUCUGCUUCACCGAUGUCUGUGAGUCCAGCCCAUUCGACACCAUCAGCCCCCACGCCAAUUUAUAAUUCAGCUCCUGUCGCCUCUGUCGUUAACCACAGCGUGGAGCAAAUGUGCAAUCUUCUUCUGAAAGAUCAGAAGCCAAAAAAACAAGGAAAAUACAUUUGUGAGUAUUGCAAUAGAGCUUGUGCAAAGCCUAGCGUGCUUUUGAAGCACAUCCGCUCCCAUACUGGAGAGCGACCCUAUCCCUGUGUGACCUGUGGAUUUUCAUUUAAGACUAAAAGCAAUCUGUACAAGCACAAAAAAUCCCAUGCACAUACUAUCAAACUGGGUCUUGUCUUGCAACCAGAUGCUGGUGGUUUGUUCUUGUCACAGGAGUCCCCCAAAGCACUUAGCAUCCAAUCGGACGUAGAAGACAGUGGGGAGAGCGAUGAGGAGGGGGCUGCUGAGGAAAGACAGAACGACCCGGUCUCCAUGGACCCGCAGCCUGUGCAGAUAGUGAAAGUGAUGUCCCAUUCUGAAGCGUUCCCAAAAUCAGGUUCCAUUCCAAGCAAUCCAGACCAUGUGGUAGGUGACUUUCCGCUACAGGACAAAUCUUCAGAAUCACAGGCUGUGUCAGAGUUACCAAAAGUCGUGGUCCACCCUGUCGGUGUGUCCCCUUUAAGAGUCGACAGCCCAAAGCUCCCGGAUUCCAAACCUGAACUGUCGAGUGCACAGACACCGAAGGACCUUCAGGGAACCAAUGUCCUGUCCCACUCAGCCCGGACAUCCCCCCUCGAGACUGAUGAGAAGUCUCGUCAGAAAGGGGACGGGAGUCAGCCAGAAGGGAAACAGGAACCUCACGUGGGGACAGGACAUGCCCAGCUGCAAAGGCAGCAGGCUACCGAUUGCUCCCAAGAGCAGCAAGGGAAACUUCUGAGUCCUCGGAGUUUAGGAAGUACGGAUUCUGGGUACUUUUCGCGUUCGGAAAGUGCCGACCAGACUGUGAGUCCGCCGACUCCCUUUGCCAAAACGUUGCCCACCACGGACCAAGACUUAAGUAAGAAUAAUGGGCCCUCUGCAGCUCGGAUCAGUACACCAGCACCUUCUGCUCUGUCAACAAGUGAAAAAGCAUUGCUCCUACCGGGUCAGAUGCGCCCACCCUUGGCGACGAAAACACUUGAGGAGCGGAUAUCAAAGCUAAUCUCAGACAACGAAGCCUUGGUUGACGAUAAACAGCUGGAUAGCGUAAAGCCACGGAGAACCUCUCUCUCGAGGCGAGGAAGUAUCGACUCUCCCAAGUCAUACAUAUUUAAAGAUUCUUUCCAGUUCGAUUUGAAACCAAUGGGACGGAGAACAAGCUCCAGCUCGGAUAUACCAAAGUCCCCUUUCACCCCUACCGAGAAAUCGAAGCAAGUCUUCCUUCUGUCUGUACCUUCCCUUGACUGCUUGCCCAUUACGAGAAGUAACUCCAUGCCUACCACAGGUUAUUCAGCAGUACCUGCGAGCGUCAUCCCGCCCCCUCACCCCCUGAGAGGAAGUCAGUCAUUUGAUGACAAAAUUGGCGCUUUCUACGAUGACGUCUUUGUGUCAGGCCCUAACACUGCCAUGCCCCAGAGUGCACAUCCGCGGACCCUUGUCAGACAGUCAGCAGUAGAAGACUCUUCAGCAAAUGAAAACCACCUUCUCGGUGCUGGACAGUCCCUGGACGAGAGCUAUCCAGGAUGCGGUGCGGCCAGUGACACUGGGCCGGCCAGGGGCAAGUCCUUGGCCCCAGGCUCACAUUUGGAGAAAAAGAAGUCCCAUCAAGGGCGAGGGACAAUGUUUGAGUGUGAAACCUGCAGAAACAGGUAUAGAAAACUGGAGAAUUUUGAAAACCAUAAGAAAUUUUACUGUUCAGAGUUACAUGGACCAAAAACAAAGGUGGCCGUGAGGGAACCUGAACACAGCCCCGUGCCUGCUGGUAGUACACAGCCUCAGAUUCUGCACUACCGAGUUGCGGGCCCUGCAGGGGUGUGGGAGCAGACACCUCAGAUCAGAAAACGGAGGAAGAUGAAGAGUGUUGGAGAUGACGAUGAACUUCAGCAAAAUGAAAGGGGGGCGUCCCCGAAAAGCUCCGAAGGCCUCCAGUUCCAGAAUUCUCUGGGCCCUGCUUCCACUUUGUCUAAGCAUAACGUUGCAAUAACAAGUGACCAGCACAGAAAGAUACAGCUGCAGGCUUCCCAAAUCCAGCUGGCGGCCAGAGGUCCCGACCAGACCAUGGAUCCCAAGCUGUCUACCAUCAUGGAGCAACACAUAAGUUCAGCUGCCCAGGACAAGACGGAGCCGAAGAGGCACGGAACUGGAAUCUCCGUCAUUCAGCAUACAAACUCGCUGAGCAGACCCAAUUCAUUCGACAAGCUUGAGUCUUUUGAAAGAGGUUCCCCAGUCUCCUUCCAGGAGCUGAACAGGACAGUGAAGCCCGGGUCUCUGAAAGUGAUGGGAAUUUCCCCAGAAGAAGGGCGCCCUCCCCAGAACACGUCUCACCCUCACCAGCCUGCGCUGUCAUCAGAUGCUCUGAGGGCAGAACUUCAGGACGGUCCCAGGAAGAGUCCAAGUGAACGACAUGUGUUGGGACAGCCCUCCCGACUCGUUCGGCAGCACAACAUCCAAGUCCCAGAAAUUCUGGUCACCGAAGAGCCAGAUCGGGACCUCGAAGCCCAAGGCUAUGAUCAGGAAAAGUCAGAGAAGUUCAGUUGGCCUCAGCGUAGUGAAACCUUGUCAAAGUUGCCAACCGAGAAGCUGCCACCCAAAAAGAAGAGGCUCCGUCUUGCCGAGAUGGAGCACUCGUCCACAGAAUCGAGUUUCGACUCCACUCUGUCCAGGAGCCUAAGUAGGGAGAGUAGUUUAUCUCACACUUCGAGUUUCUCAGCUUCAUUGGACGUUGAGGAGGUUUCUAAAACGGAGGCUUCCCCCAAAAUGGAUUUUCUAAACAGAGCAGAGUUUCUCAUGAUUCCAGCUGGCUCGAAUACACUGAACGUUCCUGGAACUCACCGAGAAAUGAGGCGCACCGCUUCAGAACACAUUAGCUGCGUGCAAACGUCGAUGGAGGUCUCCGAUUUCAGAAGUAAAUCGUUUGACUGUGGAAGCAUAACUCCACCCCAGACAACACCACCUGUUGAAUCGCAGCCCCUGACGUCCCCUUCGGGCAUGGGGGUCACCGGGCACGUGCCUCUCUUAGAAAGAAGGAGGGGCCCGCUGAUGCGGCAGAUAUCUUUAAACCUAGCCCCAGAUAGUCGUGUGUCUCCCGGGAACCCACCAUCUUUCCAAACAAUCGCUCUUGCGAGCGUGAACACAGCACCGUUUCCGGGCCCUCAGCUCACGAAUGCGUCUUUAGCCGAGUUUCCUGCAAACGCUCUGCGCUCCCAGACUCAAGUUAAGGAUCAGCGAACAGAAACCUCCAGUUCCAGCUCUACUAACAUCUUCCCCGUUCAACAGCUUUUCGGUAUCAAUGUGUUAAGUCCAGUCCACACCCCCCACAGCCACCCAAACACACAGACGUCUCUGCAAGUGUCUAUGCAGAGUGUUCAGCCGGAUGCAAAUUCCAGUUUAUGUGUAGCUUCUAAAAGUAAAGGUUGCUUUGCUCCCAAGUACCAACUUCGUUGUCAGGUUUUCACUUCAAGCCAGUCUUGCGCUUCCAAUCCUGUGCUUUCUUUGCCAAAGCAAGUUCUCUCGGAUCCAGUUGGGGCUGCUGACCAUCGCGGGACUUCGUUAGCAUUACCAACCAAAUUGAUAGAUGCCAUGUCCGGUUCAUGUGUUCCACCACCACUGAAGCUAGGUGGGCAGGCGCAGAACGUGCCGACGUCGUUUGCAUUGCCCGUCCAUCUGCAGAGUAACGUUCCAGCGUACUGUUUUGCCACAGUCACUCCUCUGCCACAAAUCCUGGUGACCCAAGACCUGUCCAACCAGCCAAUUUGCCAGGCUAAUUGUAGCAUGGUGCCAAUCAGCGAGGAACAAAAUUCCGUGCCAAAAUUGCAGACAGAACACCAGAAUGCUUUGUCAAACCCAGAGGCAGAACCUGUCUGUGAAAAUGUUUUUUCAGAGAUGGGUCAGACUCUCCCUCCAUCAGAACCUUUGCCCGUAACCCAGAAAACGUCUGUUGGUAGGCUUUCCCCCCAGCAAGAAUCUUCAGCUUCAAGUAAAAGGAUGCUUUCCCCAGCAAACAGUUUAGACAUUGCCAUGGAAAAACACCAAAAGCGUGCUAAAGAUGAAAAUGGGGCUAUUUGUACAACAGAGAUCAGACCCUUUGAACCAGGGAGUUCAAGACCUAGUGAAGUUAAUAAACAGAAGAAACCUAUUUUAGUGAGGCAGGUUUGUACUACGGAGCCUCUUGAUGGUGUGCUGUCGGAACAGGAUGUUUUUUCUCAACCUGAAAUUAGUAGCGAGGCUGUUAGUUUGACAGAUGUCCUACCAGCUGAUGAUUUGUCAUCCGAACACUCUAAGUCUGUAGUUACAGAACCUAUAGUCGAACUACAGGAGUUUGAAAACAUCAAGUCCUCCACGUCGCUCACUCUUACAGUGAGAAAUUCACCUGUCCCUGCAGAAGACAUUCACCUUUCUCCUUUGGAACGUGUAGACGGUAACCAAGAAAGGAAGUCUCCAGGGGUUAGAACUCAACGUGACAAAGAGAGCAUCCAAGACCAAAGUCAAGCCACACUUUUAGUGUCUGAUGCGGGAGGUGCACAGCAGCUGCCUUUCCCCAGCCUGAAGACCUCAACCAACUUUACAUGGUGUUACCUAUUAAAGCAGAAGGCAUUGCAUUUGCCUCAGAAUGACCAGAAAACUUCAGCCUAUACUGAUUGGACAGUUAGUGCCAGUAAUCCAAACCCACUUGGUUUGCCUACAAAAGUUGCCCUUUCUCUCCUUAAUUCAAAACAGAAGACUGGAAAAUCACUAUAUUGUCAAGCAAUAACUACCCAUUCCAAAUCAGAUUUAUUGGUCUAUUCAAGCAAGUGGAAAAGCAACUUAAGCAAGAGAGCAUUAGGUAAUCAAAAGUCCACAGUAGUUGAAUUCAGCAAUAAAGAUGCCUCUGAAAUUAACAGUGAGCAAGAUAAAGAAAAUUCCUUAAUCAAAAGUGAACCAAGAAGAAUUAAAAUAUUUGAUGGAGGAUAUAAAUCAAAUGAAGAGUAUGUAUAUGUCCGAGGCAGGGGAAGAGGAAAGUACAUUUGUGAAGAAUGUGGAAUACGUUGUAAGAAACCUAGUAUGUUAAAGAAACACAUACGGACCCAUACAGAUGUCCGCCCCUACCACUGCACUUACUGUAACUUCUCCUUUAAGACGAAAGGAAAUCUGACAAAACACAUGAAGUCCAAGACACAUAGCAAGAAAUGUGUGGAUUUAGGCGUCUCAGUAGGUUUAAUAGAUGAACAAGAUACAGAAGAAUCAGAUGAGAAGCAAAGAUUCGGUUUCGAGCGGUCUGGGUAUGACCUUGAAGAGUCGGAUGGCCCGGAUGAGGACGAUAAUGAAAAUGAAGAUGACGAUGAAGACAGUCAGGCUGAAUCUGUCUUGUCAGCGGCUCCCUCCGUUACGGCCAGCCCGCAGCAUCUUCCAUCUAGAGGUGGCCUCCAGGAUCCUGGGAGCGCAGAGGAGGACGUCAGGAUCGCCGACUGCUUUUCUGGGGCGCACACGGACCCGAUGGACGUUCUACCCAGAGCCUUGCCCACCAAGAUGACCGUACUUAGCACGGUGCAGUCAGACCACAGCCGGAAGAUGGAGUCUCCGGUGAAGACCGGGCCACACGCCGCAAAAGACGGAGAAGAAACGGCUACUCCCGUCGACUCUUCUAGGUCACCUGAGGCUGCGCCCAGGUCCCCGUGUCACCAGAUGUCUGUAGACUACCCUGAAUCAGAAGAAAUUCUGGGAAGUUCUGUGGCCGGAAAGAACACUACUUUAACCCAGGAAGAGGAGAUUUUACGCUGGCAGUUUCGCUGGAAAGGGGUUUUGUCUGUUGUCUUUCAGGGCACCGCUUGCGUGCGCCGACCCCCUCCUGCGGCUGAGCGCGGCCCGCACACAGCAGUGGGGGCUCCCUCAGGGGCCUCGCCUCAGCCUGACGCCCAAGAGCAGAAGCAGCAAGUGACCCUCCAGCCGCCUCCGGGCCUGCCCUCUCCCCAGACUCAUCUGUUCAGCCACCUCCCUCUGCAUUCUCAACAGCAGUCCAGGACACCUUACAACAUGGUUCCAGUCGGGGGAAUCCACGUGGUCCCCGCCGGCCUCACGUACUCCACCUUCGUGCCCAUCCAGGCGGGGCCAAUGCAGCUCACGAUCCCCGCCGUCAAUGUGAUUCACAGAACUGUGGGCCCGCCCGGGGAUUCGGUCGCAGAAGUUUCCGGCGCUCCCAGCCCCGCGGGAGUGGCCGAAUUGAGCGGCGUGGUGCCGUGUAUACCCAUUGGCCAAAUCCGCAUGCCGGGCCUUCAGAACCUCAGCACGCAGGCCUUGCAGCCGCUGCCGUCGCUGGGCGUGGAGACCGUCAACAUCCUGGGCCUGGCCAACACCAACGUGGCCCCGCAGGUGCACCCGCCGGGGCUGGCGCUCAGUGCCGUGGGCCUGCAGGUUCUCACCGCAAACCCCUCCCCGCAGAGCAGCCCCACCCCUCAGGCGCACAUUCCAGGCCUCCAGAUCCUGAACAUUGCCUUGCCCACUUUAAUCUCCUCUGUGGGUCAAGUGCCCGCCGACCCGCCGGGGGUUCCCGAGAUGCCCCCUUCCCAACCCAGGGCGCGGGAGGCGCCCCCCAGGCCGACUUCGGGAGCCGGCGCAGAUCAGGGCGGCGGGGCCUCGUCUCCUCAGGGGUCCCCCCAAGUCCGGCGGGAAAAUGCAACACACGUUCUAGAUGCGUCUGCCCCCGCGAGAGACCCCGGCCGGCCCGACGGCUCAAGGAAAGCCGACGCGGGCAAGGCCGCCGCUGUGAAUCAUGUGAAGCCCACGCAGGAGCCCGCCCCCCUGCAGGGCAAACCAGCCGCCUCGGCCGAGCCUCUGCUGCAGGUGCGUCCCGAAGCUUCCCUGGAGCCUUGCGGCCUGCGGACUCGCUCCCCCGAGGGGCAGGUGCCCGGGCCCAAAGCGCCGCCCCGAAGGCAGGCCACCGCGCAGUUCAGCGACGUGAGUAGUGACGACGACGAGGACAGGCUCGUGAUCGCCACCUAGUGGGCCUCGACUUGGGGGGGGGGUUGGUUUGGUCUGGGCUUUUGGUGGGGUUGGUUUUGGGGUUUUUUGUGGUUUUUUUUUUGUUUGUUUGUUUGUUUUUUAUAUAACACUUAAAGGUUUCUUUGAAAACCCUCCUUUCCUUAAAGCACAUUUUUCUGACAUAAACUCAUGACUAAUCUUUGUGCAAUCAUGAACUUUUGACCAAUAAUUGUUGUUUUGUGUCCGCUCCAGCCAUUUUUGUACAUGUUGUAUAGACACUUGUGCCUUUUAGGAGUUUAUGUUUAGAAGCUGUACAGAUUGUUGAAUAUCUAUAUACAUAAAAUAUAUAUUAUAUAUGUAUAUGAAAACCAGGUAGUUAUUUGUGUUUAGAAAGAAAAAAAAAAAAACCUGUCAAAUCAAAUAAUUAAAUUAUAUGUUGCACUGUUAAAUUAAAUUUUUAUGGCUGUGGGGCAGAGUUUCUGUGUAUAAAUUAGUAUGUAAACUCCAUAUUUAUUGUAUUCAUAUUAGUCUUUGAAAAUGGGUCUGUCCUUCCUGUGUAAGACAGUAACUUUACACUUCAGACAGAUUUUCUGUGUCAUGAAAUGUUUCAGUAAAAUAUUGUUUACUGACUUUA
This is a messenger RNA of Herpailurus yagouaroundi (jaguarundi), 8821 nucleotides long. It is a transcript of the gene HIVEP1, whose product is annotated as HIVEP zinc finger 1. Gene Ontology annotation, cellular component: nucleus. The record is from RefSeq and is a predicted model, not a curated record. Gene Ontology annotation, biological process: regulation of transcription by RNA polymerase II. Gene Ontology annotation, molecular function: RNA polymerase II cis-regulatory region sequence-specific DNA binding; DNA-binding transcription factor activity, RNA polymerase II-specific. Bases 16 to 8208 code for a protein of 2730 amino acids. NCBI's taxonomy places the organism in Eukaryota, Metazoa, Chordata, Mammalia, Carnivora, Felidae. The transcript has 7 exons.